Silurus meridionalis is the source of this 2435-nucleotide messenger RNA. RefSeq names its product interferon-induced protein with tetratricopeptide repeats 5-like. The coding region runs from base 205 to 1554 and encodes 449 amino acids. The transcript is spliced from 2 exons. Gene Ontology annotation, cellular component: cytosol. Gene Ontology annotation, biological process: defense response to virus. The record is from RefSeq and is a predicted model, not a curated record. NCBI's taxonomy places the organism in Eukaryota, Metazoa, Chordata, Actinopteri, Siluriformes, Siluridae. Gene Ontology annotation, molecular function: protein binding.
CACUAAACUCCAAACUCGCCGUUUUCAUUAUAAAUAUGCUGUUGGUCUUUAACUACACGCCCAUGAGCUUCCCUAAGUUUCGAUUUCCACCGAACACAUGAUUACACAAGCAUCAUUUUAAUCCAGGAAAUGCUUCAGAUUUCUAGGUUCCUCACUGUUUCAUAGUCAUUCACUUUCUGGUAAUUGUAUUCCGGAUUGCAGCAGAUGACCACAAUGAGUCUAACAGAAGCCACACUUCUCCAGGCAGAACUACACAAGCUUGAAUGUCACUUCACCUGGAAGCUGAAAAAAGAAGAGCUGGAUCUUACAGAUCUUUUAAACAGGCUUGAACAACAUGCCGACUUUAACCUUGGCGAGAAAGCAGGACUUGCACAGACAUACAACUCUUUGGGAUAUGUUAAGCAUCUCCUGGGGUCUUCUCAAGACGCACUUGGCUACCUGCAGAAGUGUGUAGAGCUCACUAAAGAGAGCAGGCUGGAUGACUGUGACAAGUGGCUCAUAGUGCCCUAUGGGAAUUUAGCCUGGUUACAGUACCAGUUGAAGUGCUUUAGUGAAUGUGAGAGUUACCUGGAGAAGAUCAGACGUAUUGUACAGGAAUUGCCAGAUUCAUCUUUGGGUCUUUGUCAUCAAGUGCUUGGAGAAAAGGCCUGGGCCUACUUCAAGUUCUCUCGCAAGUACUACAACCAGGCAAAAGAGUGCUUUGAGAAGGUUCUGGAGCUAGAGCCCAUGAAUGCUGAAUGGAAUUGUGGUUAUGCUUUUGUGCUCCACAGAACAGAAACAGAGUGUCCUAGUGUAAGAACAAUUAAACAACUGCGUCAGGCCAUAGACACAAACCCAGAUAAUGAUGAGCUUAAAGCUCUCUUAGCAGUAAGACUUGGUGAAGCCAAGGAGUACAAUGAAGCGGAGAGUUUGGUGGAAGAAGCUCUGGAGGGUUCUCCUAAUGCUCCUAAUGUCAUUCGAUAUGUGGGAAAAUUUUUGAGGAUCUAUGGCUCAGUGGAGAGGUCCAUUGCACUGCUAAAAAGAGUUUUAGAGAAGUCACCCACAUCAGCUUUCAUACACCAUCAGCUUGCUCUCUGCUACAAGAGAAAAGCAAUUACUUUGCAGCGUGAAGGAACUCAAAACUCACCUAGUGCUGGUGCUGAGAUUCAGAGGAGUCGAAGUCAGUGCAUUUAUUAUUUAGACAAGACCACCGAACUAAAGCCUGGCUUCAUUACAGCUAUGAUUGAGCUGGCAAAUCAGUACGGCGAGGAUGGGGAUCUUGAUCGUGCAGAAGAGAUGUUUCAGCAAACUCUGCAUAAAGCUAAAGAGAAAAACGAAUACCUACAGCAGGUGUACCUCUCUUACGGGCAGUUUCAGCAGUACAGAAGGAGAUCCCUACCUGAAGCCAUCACUUGUUAUAUGGAAUGUCUGAAGAUAGAUGAAGGCACUGUAGAUGGGAAGAAAAGUGCUAAACAGCUUGGAAAGAUUAAUGAUAAACGUUCAUCUAAAAGCCCUGUGAGCAGGAAAGACUUGAGGAUCCCUGUGAGUAAAGAAGAGAGAAAUGCAGGACCAUAGGAGGCUGAAGACAUUCUGCAAAAUACUAGUAUUUAUGAAUAUCUAACUAUUCUGUGCAUUCUAUAGGCUGUUUUUAAAGCAGGAUCAUUUGCAUUCUGAUACAAGAGCAGAAUUGCAUUCUGAGUCAUGAUUUACCAGUAAUUUUUGUUUAUUCUACUUGAGUAAAAUAAUAAUUCUUUGUUUAAAGAUGGGAGCAGUAUAAAGUAUUAAACAAGUACCCUUUAUUACGCAAACAGGAAAAAAAUGUUUAUUCAAGAUCAGUACAGACAAUUUUUAUGUCACUGGGCUAAUCUUUAAUUAAUCAUUAUUUAGUUUAAAACAUGUUUAUUGUAAAAGACAUUGUAACUUUUUUCUUUCAUCAAAUAAAGAUGAUAUGUAAAUCUAUCUUAUAAAAAGGUCACUAAAACUAUUUUUUUGUCAAUGUACUUGAUAUGAACACUGACAUAUCAGCUUCCAGUAAUUGUUCAAGUUUGGAGUGAGUUGAAUCAGCACUGCCCUCUAGUGGCAUUAAUUUCUCUUCAAAGCUGAUUCAUAGAAAAAUUAUGACGCUGAUAUUUUUAACCACAGUACAUGUGAGAUACUAGACAUACUAGAGAGAAAAACACAACAAACACAUUCUCAAGUUAUACAGCACUUUUGGAUAAACACUAAAAACAAAAACAAAAAACGAUGCAAUAUGCACCAACUCUAACUCACCUUUUCUGUUUGAACUUUUCAUUCACAAUCUACGAAUGAAAUGCUUUCUAACAGAAAGUUGCCAGAUAGAAAGGGCACAUUAACCGAAUUUCAGACUGUAAAAAUGUGCUGGUACUGCUACAAAUUUUUAUUCCACACUAACUACUGAAGUUUAUGCACCUGCCUUUUUUUUUUUUUUUUUUUUU